Messenger RNA from Sphaerodactylus townsendi, 4021 nucleotides. It is a transcript of the gene VGLL4, whose product is annotated as vestigial like family member 4. Gene Ontology annotation, biological process: negative regulation of DNA-templated transcription. Bases 485 to 1378 code for a protein of 297 amino acids. Lineage: Eukaryota; Metazoa; Chordata; Lepidosauria; Squamata; Sphaerodactylidae. The record is from RefSeq and is a predicted model, not a curated record. The transcript has 5 exons. Gene Ontology annotation, molecular function: transcription coactivator binding.
UCCCUGACAUUUGAAGAGCUCCAGGGAUUCGCUGAGCAUGCUCAGUCAUCCCCGUCUGCUAGAAAGAGGAAGCUAGUUUACAUAGGAGUCAUACCAAGCAUAGCCUGCAUGUUAGUGCAGUUAACUUGCAGCGGGCUGUGAGGAGAGUUAGCAUGUCUUUGUGCUAGGAAAUCGUUGCCGUUCUCUCUGUUUUUUCCCUUUUCCUUUUCAGUCUGGAAAAAGAACUAGAUGCAAUUUCGUUUGCAAUUGGGAACGCAAUAUAUUGCAAAAUCCCCGUCUCCGAUUCUAAACGUCUUUGAAGGAGAUUUUGGCUCCCCCUCCACUCGCUUUUAAUAUACUUUGUUUUGCUUAGUCGGAGGCUGGGCCUUGAGCUUGGGGGACUCGGGAAAGGGCCCGGACCUACUCAUCAGCAUUUGCCCGCGUUCUUGUCGCUGUUUUGGGGGGGCGGCAGCAAGCAAGCUGGUCUUCUUUGCUAGCCCGCUAAAUGCUAUUUAUGAAGAUGGACCUGUUGAACUACCAGUAUUUGGACAAGAUGAACAACAAUAUUGGCCUUCUCUGCCAGUAUGAAGGUGAAGCUGCUCUAAGAGGGGAAUCCAGGAUGCAAUCUCUUCCAGUAUCCAGUGCUAUAACCAACCAUAGGACAGGGCCACCCCCUAUCAGUCCCUGCAAGAGGAAGUUCAGCUUGGAUCAAGGAGAUGAUGACCUAGACUGUGAAAAUGAACAUGUCUCAAAAAUAAGUCGAAUGUUCAGUCCCCAUCUAAUGAAGACUGCCAAUGGGGAUUACCGGAAAGAGCACAGAGAAAGAAGCCGCAGUCCAAUUGACCGGGCUGCUGCACCAACAGUGAGCAUUCAUGCUAAUCACAUGUAUGCCUCAAUCCCAAGUUUAACCAUGGAUCAACCUCUAGCACUGACCAAAAACAAUAUGGAUGCUAACCGCUCUAUCAGCAUCACUCCUACAAUGACGUCGGUGGAACGGCAGCAGAACCGUCCAUCUGUAAUCACAUGUGCCUCUGCAAACAAUCGUAACUGUAAUCUCUCCCAUUGUCCAAUUGCGCACAGUGGAUGUGGCACUGCCAUGCCAGCCAGUUACCGGAGACCAUCUAGCACUACCACUGCCUGUGAUCCAGUGGUAGAGGAGCACUUCCGUAGAAGCCUUGGCAAGAAUUACAAGGAGCCAGAGCCGGUGACAAACUCUGUGUCCAUUACGGGAUCAGUUGAUGACCACUUUGCCAAAGCACUUGGAGAAACAUGGCUUCAGAUCAAAGCUGCGAAGGAUGGAGUGUGCAGCAGUCCUGAAUCUGCCUCCAGAAGGGGCCAGUCAUCUUCUCCUUCCUCCCAUAUGGUCAACCAUAAUCACUCACCUUCUGUAGUAUCAUGAGCAGAGGACCACCAUUUCUUCAUCUACACGUGAAUUUUCAUGGUUUGACUGAGCAUGGAACAGCGCUCAAACAGUAAUAGUGUUUGGGGGGGAGGAAAGGAGGUGAGAUUUCAGCAACAUGCAUUUUUAUGUAUUUGCUUGGUUUUUAUACAAGUGUGCCCUUAAAACAUAGCAGGAACUAUCUGAUUAAAAACAAAUCCUAUGAUGUAGCACUCUUUUUUUCCUGCCUCAAUUACCAAAGAAACCUCUCAUGCAAGUCUGCUGCCCCCUUUUUGUAUAACACAUGCAGAAGCAAGUUAAUGGGCAAAAAAAAGCCAUUCUGUACAGUUGGUUGACCCAAAUACUGUGUGCUUUGAUUAGCUUCUUGAGACUAGAAAAUUGUCUGGGUUUUGUUUUUGUUUUUUGCUUCCAUUGCUUUCUUCUCUCUUUGUGAAGCAACUUUGUAUGUAUAUACUUGAAAAGAACUGUCAUGUAUGAUUUGCACUAUUGGAGGAAGUCUAAAGUUGCAUAGCAACUUCAUGCACGAUGCUUAUAUUCUGAGGGCAAACUGCUUGGGGAAAAAAGUCUAAGGGUGACAUUUCUGUCUCUAUAAAGCAAGAAAGCAAAAUUGCUUAGGAAGGGGAAGUCUCAUACAGGUUAUAGGCCUUUCUCUUUAGCUGUCAGGUGCUUAGUGCUUGCAACUGGACUGCAUAACUGACUUAUCAUGGGCAUUUUAACUUUUCGUAACAUUGCAGUUUGUUAGAAUAGAGCUGAAGUCAGAGGGUUCAAUAGUGCUUAAAGAUGCAUGUGUAUGAAAAAAUAGCUGGUAUCUAUUAAUGUACAGACAGUAAAAACAUAAUACUUAUUAGCCUUUGAGAACUAUUUUUUUUUUCAGUAACAGCCCUAGGUAGAUUUACUGCUGGUACAGUUGUACUCUGAUAUUUGUAUCUGAUAUUCAUCUUUAGUAGCAGCCAGCAGACAUGGACAGUCCCAUGUUGGCCAAAAAAGAAGCAGUUUUAUACCAUAGCAAAUGCUGUGAAGCACAGGAUGUUUUUGCUCCAUUUACUACUCCAUCUGCAACAUCAUCUAUUUAAUAAAAAAUUACUUACUAAGAAGUUUAGAAAUGUGUAAGCUAAUUAGUUGCAAAAAGUGAUCUCUUUUCCAAUCUUUUGACUAACCAAUAGAUUGUGGAAUAACAAUCUUUAGUUAUUGAGGCUGCUUUUAAAUCUAGGCCAAUGCACCAUACAUUCCUCCAUUUAAAACAACCUUUUUAUAAAGAUGUUAUUUGCAUUUAUUUCAUUUGCUGUAUUAAUAGCCAGUAACUAGGUAAAUAGAGGCAGGCAUAACAAACAGAUUUGUGUUAAUAGCAAUGAGCUUCUCAGCUUUGUUAAAUGCAGCGACUUGUCCCUUCUUCUCCCCCUCCCACACAUUCCACCAUCCCCCAGUGAAGUUACACCAUGUGGAUUUUUAAUAUACUGGGUUACCUGAAAAGAUUGGCUCCAUUUUUGAGAGAGUUGGAUUGUGGUGUAUUCUGGACAAUGUUACAUUAUUGGGUCCAUAUUGACUUUUACAUUUUUUUCCAAUGUUAAAGCUAUUUAAGAAAGACGUGAGGUAAGAGACCAGAACAUGAUCUGUUUUUUAAUUAUUAUUAUUAUUGUUGUUGUUUUCUCUGCAUAUGGCUGCCUAAUUUUAGAAGCAAGAAAAGGCCAAUAGAAGCUCCUCCCUUAUCAUCCAUUUCAUCCUGGGUAGUCAAUGUACAAUCUGCUUUGGCAUUCAUUACCCAUCUCCCUAUAAGAAAAUUUCAGAAAAAAACCAACACUUUUUUUUAUAUAGGUGACUUUAAGACCAUCAUUACGCUGUGCGUAAAGAAUGUACAGAGAAAUUUGUAGGUAUUUUUUGAAGAACAAUUAAUUUGUUAAUGAUAUGUAGCUAUUUAAUUUUUCCCUUUCCUUUAUUGUAAUCAUUCUCUUUUUUUUGUCUGUUUGGAGAAAAAAAGUUGAUCUUUUUUUGUUUGUAGAGGUGUCUGUAAUACAGUAAAAGUGCAGGAACACAGUUAUUCUAUGAGAACACUGCAUUAGCAAUUAAUAGCCACUAGUGUGUUAUUGCUAUAGGCUACUGAGCGGUCUAACAGGAAAGUACUAAUAACUAUAGAUGGACUCUGUGAGAUUAUGUAACUCCUUUGACAUCUCUCUGAAGCACAAUAGAACAAUGUCAGGUUUACUUAUCUGUGAUAGGUAAAUGCAGUUGUAGUGGGGAAGAGAUCGGCAUCCAUCCACACAACACUUGGAAUUUACUUGUACUGAUUUUGGUGGAACCUAUUUCAAAGUAAAAGGUGCUUGGGGUUGUACGUUUGGUGUGAGGUAUCCCAUGUUUAAUCAUUUGAGGGGGGGAUAAUUUCCAUGGAAAUCAUUAUUUUGUGGAAGCCAAAGGGGGUUUGGGGUGGGUAGAAGGAGGAUAUUACUCUCACUGUUACAUGACGUUUUAUCCCAGAGCCACAGUUGUCUACAGUUCAGCUUGAACAAUGCUCUCCAUGUUUGUAAAUCUGUAACAUACCAUUCUUUUAUGGCCUCGUUUCACCUAGAGAUUUUUAAAAAAGGUUUGGCAGGCCAUCUUUUUUGUACUUAAAGUAGCCUUAAUGAACAAUAAAGUGCUCUUAAAAUCUCA